Messenger RNA from Pollicipes pollicipes, 1775 nucleotides. RefSeq names its product Krueppel-like factor 6. The record is from RefSeq and is a predicted model, not a curated record. Lineage: Eukaryota; Metazoa; Arthropoda; Thecostraca; Pollicipedomorpha; Pollicipedidae. Gene Ontology annotation, molecular function: RNA polymerase II cis-regulatory region sequence-specific DNA binding; DNA-binding transcription factor activity, RNA polymerase II-specific. Gene Ontology annotation, biological process: regulation of transcription by RNA polymerase II. The coding region runs from base 62 to 922 and encodes 286 amino acids. The transcript is spliced from 3 exons.
CGUGCUGCGAGGGGCCGCCGCCGCAGUGCCGCCGGCCCGCGACGCCGUCUGCGCCUGUCCUAUGGGUCGUCGCGAGACUGUCGCCAUGGAUGUGUACCCGAGCGGCAACAUCUUCCAGGAGCUGAAGCUGGUCCUGGACAAGGGCUGCUUCCUCUCCUCCUGCUCGCUGGAGGAGCGCUGGCAACAGACGUGCUACGAGAUGGAGAAGUAUCUGAAGGACGAGCCGAAGCUGAAGUCGUUCAAGAAGCUGCCCAGCGAGCUGGACUCGCCGCGCAUCAAGCAGGAGGAGGCGGACGACAGCGACUACCUGUUCUCAUCGCGCGACUCGCUCGACUCGCUGAGCGUAUCGUCCGUGUCGUCGGCCAACUGGGAGACGGCCAGCAUGAAGACGGAGGAGGUGGAGUCCGAGUCGGAGAGUGACUCGGAGGAGGCGUACGGCGACUCGGGCGCCAGCGGCCGGCUGCUGGCCUCGCUGACGCCGCCCUCCAGUCCCGAGUGGGCGACGGCCGGGCCGCGGCUGGCCGGCCGCGGCACGCUGCAGGUUCGCUUCACGUCGCGCUCUGGCGGCCUCAUCUCGUGCCUGCCGGGCUUCUCGCUCAAGGCCGGCCACGGCCGCCAGCUGCGCGUCGACACGUCGCCCGACGGCAAGCGGCGGAUACACAAGUGCCUCUUCUCCGGCUGCAAGAAGGUGUACACCAAGUCGUCCCACCUCAAGGCCCACCAGCGCACCCACACAGGUGAGAAGCCGUACCGGUGCUCCUGGGAGGGCUGCGAGUGGAGGUUCGCCCGCUCCGACGAGCUGACCCGGCACUACCGCAAGCACACGGGCGCCAAGCCGUUCAAGUGUCACAGCUGCGACCGUUGCUUUUCGCGGUCGGACCACCUGGCGCUGCACAUGAAGCGCCACCAGGCCGAGCUAUGAUCGCCGGCGCCGGCGCCGUCCGGCCGGCCGGCCGCCGUCAGGGACUACACUGCCACUGUCAUUCCACCGCCGGCUGGCGGGCCCGGCCCGGGCCACACCCCGACCCGCCGCCGGCUUUUGUACGGGCCGCCAGCGAGGCACGGCGCCGGUGUGAGCUACAGCUAGUCCGCCGCGGAUGUCCGCGGACCGCCAGCACCAGUUUGUGUGUCUGUCUGCGUCUGUGUGUGUGUGUGUACGCGCUCACCGGCUCGUUAAGGUUUCGUUCGGGGACUUCAGGCUAAGCUUCUGCCAUCCGAAUUACGUGCUCCCCGCCGGGCGGCGUUGCGGCCACCGGCGAUGGCGAUGGCGAUGGCGAUGGCGAUAGUGAUGGCGGCCCGGGAGAUGGCACAUCUCCGGCCCGCAGUGAGGACUCGGAGCUGAUGCUGACGCUGGGCUGAGUGAGGCCUGAGAGGCUUCAUGGGUCCGCAACCAGUCCUAAGCCAACGCUUGUGUAACAAAAGUUGCAAAAGCACCGUCUCUAUUUCCUGAAACCUUCAGAAUGCCUGCGUUUGUGUGCAUGUACAGUGGAGAGUUAUUUCAUUUUGUGGGCACUUCAUUCUUAUGUGUAUAUUUUCCAGCAUCCAUUUCACAGUGCACGAUCAUUUUUGUCAUCCGCUAAGAGCUUAGUUAAGGAAAGCGCAACGGAUCCGUACUUUUAUGAACCCGUUCCUGGGACCCGAGUUGGCUUGACACUAAUAUCCCUUUGUGCAUUUAAAACCACAAAGACUAAAAAGUGGACGCUUGCGUGUGUGUGGCAAGUGAGUGAGUGAGUGAGUGAGUGAGUGAGUGAGUGAGUGAGUGAGUGAGUGAGUGA